This is a messenger RNA of Malassezia pachydermatis, 1077 nucleotides long. RefSeq names its product fructose-bisphosphate aldolase. NCBI's taxonomy places the organism in Eukaryota, Fungi, Basidiomycota, Malasseziomycetes, Malasseziales, Malasseziaceae. The record is from RefSeq and is a predicted model, not a curated record. Gene Ontology annotation, biological process: glycolytic process; gluconeogenesis. Gene Ontology annotation, molecular function: zinc ion binding; fructose-bisphosphate aldolase activity. Gene Ontology annotation, cellular component: cytosol. The transcript has a single exon. The coding region runs from base 1 to 1077 and encodes 358 amino acids.
AUGGGUAUUCUUGAUAUUGUUCCUGCUGGUGUUGUCUCGGGUAAGGACGUCUACAAGGUGUUCGACUACGCUCGUGAGCACUCGUUCGCUAUCCCCGCUUUCAACGUCACUUCGUCUUCGACUGCCAACGCCGCCAUGGAGGCUGCCCGUGACGCCAAGUCGCCUGUUAUCCUGCAGGUGUCGAACGGUGGUGCUGCCUACUUCGCUGGUAAGGGUCUGUCGAACGACAACCAGGCUGCCUCUGUGGCUGGCUCGAUUGCUGCUGCCCACUUCGUCCGCUCGGUGGCCAAGGACUACGGUGUACCUGUGAUCCUGCACUCGGACCACUGCGCCAAGAAGCUGCUCCCGUGGUUCGACGGCAUGCUUGCCGCCGAUGAGGACUACUUCCAGAAGACUGGUGAGCCUCUCUUCAGCUCCCACAUGCUUGACCUGUCGGAAGAGAGCAAGGAGGAGAACAUUUCGAUUUGCGUUGAGUACCUGAAGCGCAUGGCCAAGAUCGGCUGCUGGCUCGAGAUGGAGAUUGGUAUUACCGGUGGUGAGGAGGACGGUGUGAACAACGAGCACGUUCACAACUCUGCUCUCUACACCCAGCCAGAGGACAUUUGGGACAUCUACAGGGCCUUCAGCGAAAUCACCCCCAACUUCAGCAUUGCCGCUGCCUUCGGUAACGUGCACGGUGUGUACAAGCCAGGUAACGUCACCCUGCAGCCCGGUCUGCUUAAGGAGCACCAGGACUUUGUCCGUGAGAAGCUGAAGACUGACAAGGCCAAGCCUGUGUUCCUUGUCUUCCACGGUGGCUCGGGUUCGGAGAAGCACGAGAUCUACACUGCUGUGGAGAACGGUGUGGUGAAGAUGAAUGUCGACACCGACACGCAGUUCGCUUACCUCGAGGGUAUCCGUGACUUUAUCCUCAACAAGAAGGGUUACCUGAUGACCCAGGUCGGCAACCCGGAGGGUGAGGACAAGCCCAACAAGAAGUUCUACGACCCGCGUGUGUGGGUUCGUGAGGGUGAGAAGACCAUGAGCAAGCGCUGCAAGAUUGCCUUUGAUGACCUCAAGUCCUCGGGUACCCUUUAA